AUGUUCAAAAUGCAUGAAAUGACAAUCAUCCAAAGGACAUGCAGCAAAUCUAUGCCAUGGAUCAAAAUCGUCUAACUAACUCAAUCUCAAAACUUCCCGCUCAAAACGCACUCUCUCUCUGACCUUCUCCCUGUUUCUUCCUUAACCAACAAUGGCGGUCGAAACCUCCAUUUUCGUACUCCUUACUCUCCUCUUCACUUUCCCCAGUUUCAUUUUAUCGUCAAAUACCCAUAAAUACCACCCACAACAAGCAAUCGACCAAGCUUACUUCCAAGACUUGUAUAAUUUCCAUUUUCCUUUCAAUUCAACCCCAAAGUCAUUCUCCUACACCCCAAAAUUAGAUUCACCUUUAGUUCCUGCAUUCUUCGUACUCGGAGACUCGUCUGUCGAUUGCGGAAACAAUAACUUUCUCGGUACUUUUGCUCGGUCCGAUCAUCCCCCUUAUGGAAGAGAUUUUGAUACACAAUUACCUACUGGGAGGUUUUCCAAUGGCAGAAUCCCUGUCGAUUUUCUUGCAAUGAAAUUAGGGCUUCCAUUUGUGCCAAGCUAUCUAGGACAAGUAAGGACUGUUGAAGAUAUGAUUCAAGGAGUGAAUUAUGCUUCUGCUGGAGCUGGAAUCAUUUUCUCAAGUGGAUCAGAUUUGGGCCAGCGCGUGACCUUGGCUCAGCAAAUGCAGCAAGUUACAGACACAAUUCAGCAGUUCAUGCUCACCAUGGGUGAACAUGCUGCAAUUCAUCACAUUUCCAAUUCCAUUUUCUAUAUUUCUGUUGGAACCAAUGACUACAUACAUUACUACCUUCAAAAUGUAUCAUCUGUCCAAUCUUUGUAUACUCCCUGGAGUUUCAAUCAUUUCCUUGCAACCUCAUUGAAGCACCAAAUCAAGAAUUUGUACACUGCUCAUGUGAGGAAAGUGGUGGUAAUGGGGUUAGCACCUAUGGGAUGUGCUCCUCACUACUUAUGGAAACAUAGAAGCCAAAAUGGGGAGUGCAUCAAAGAUAUCAACAACAUGAUAAUAGAAUUCAAUUUUGCAAUGAGACACAUGAUUCAAGAGCUUAACUAUGAGCUUUCUGAUGCCAAAUUCAUCUUCUGUGAUGUGUAUGAAGGUGCUAUGGAUAUAAUCGAAAAUCAUCGACGUUAUGGGCUCGAGGUUACAGCUGAAGCAUGUUGUGGAUUUGGAAAGUAUAAGGGGUGGAUUAUGUGCUUGUUACCUGAGAUGGCUUGCAAAAAUGCCUCAACUCAUGUUUGGUGGGAUCAGUUUCAUCCUACUGAUGCCGUAAAUGCAAUACUGGCUGAUAAUGUUUGGUCAGGAUUGCAUUCUAGAAUGUGCACCCCUAUCAACAUGAAGGAUAUGAUUUCAUAGAUAAAUAUGAUUGCUUUUCAAAUUACAGAAGUCUGUAAAUGUUAAUUGUACUGAAUAGCUUCAGAAUAUUGAUACUGUGAUACUCAUCACCAUUCUCUCAUAUAAGAGAAUUUUGUGUAGCUUGUUGAAAUUUAUAUUAAUAGAUGAAAAAAGUACAUAUAU
Messenger RNA from Amaranthus tricolor (Joseph's coat), 1522 nucleotides. Its product is annotated as GDSL esterase/lipase At5g08460. The record is from RefSeq and is a predicted model, not a curated record. Lineage: Eukaryota; Viridiplantae; Streptophyta; Magnoliopsida; Caryophyllales; Amaranthaceae. Bases 152 to 1360 code for a protein of 402 amino acids. Gene Ontology annotation, molecular function: hydrolase activity, acting on ester bonds. The transcript has 5 exons.